CGCCCCCGAUCGCCCCUUAUCGCGGGACGUCUAACAAUUGGCCCGCUAUCACAAAGUGUCGGAUGGAGUUGACCUCUCCUGAACAGACAUCUCUGUCAGCCUCUCUUCAACCACACUUUAGUCCAGCAGACAGUUCACGUCGUUGGCUUCUUGCUUCAGCUUCUCGCGCCAUGAACAACCUCUAAUCGAAUUGGAUCCUCCUUCGACACUCUCGUUUCCCAACUCUUCUUUUUGCUUUUAAUAGUGUCCUUGUUAAUGAUUUGAUCCGAUCCUCCGAGAAUCGAGAAUUGUUUACUUCAACUUGUCGCAAUAACCAUCGCGAAUCGCACAUACAUACGAAACACAAUGCCUCGACAAUACGUCCUCUUUGGACGGCCACUCCCCCGACUAGGGUCACGGCACCUCUCCCUCCUCCUCGUUUCCGUCUCCCUCUUCGCCAUCUUCAGCCUCCUCUUCACCCUCCCGAGCGCCAUCCCAACGGGGCCGAGUCUACAAAUCGCCGACCACAAGCUCUCGAUCCCCGACUCGAUCAAGAACCCCUGGAACAAGGUCAACCCGUUUAAGCAACCGGCCCACGCGCCCCCGCGCCAGAAGAACGACACCUACGGCCAGUCCUCCUGGUACGCCAACUGGAAAUGGCUGUCCUACCCCUUCAGCAGCUCCGUCACCCUCGACGAGAGCCGCUCGCUGCUUCCCGAGCUCGGCCAGCGCCCGCCCAUCUACGUCUACUAUGACAACACCAUCGAAAGGGAAAAGGCCACCAAGGAGGUCGAGAGCGACAUCCUGCUCUCGUGGCGCCGCGCCUGGUGGGCGCAGGGCUUCAAGCCUAUCAUUCUCAGCCCUGCUGAGGCUAUGAACAACCCCAUGUACGAGGAACUGCAGCACCGCAGCGAGGGUAUGGACGCCUCCCUCAAGACGGACAUCAUGCGCUGGUUGGCCUGGGAGAACAUGGGCGGCGGUCUGCUGGCGCAUUACUUCCUGUUUCCCAUGGGCGCCUACGACGAUCCUCUUUUGGUCUAUCUGCGCCGCGGCGAGUUCCCCGGCUUGACGAGAUGGAAGGAUCUCGGCGAUGGUCUCUUCGUCGGCCCCAAGGCGGACGUCGCAAAGGCCAUCAAGCUCGCCCUCGCCAGCCCCAACCUCAAGACGGCCAAGAACUUCCUCGAGGCCACCAGCGCCUCCAAGGAGGAAGGGCCCUUCACAAUCGACGACACCGAGCCCUCCUCCCUCGCCUUCUACUCCGCCUCCGCGCUCAAGCUCUACCCCAAGGUCGCCGAGACCAUCGGCGGCGACCGCGUCGCCGGCCUCAAGUCCCUCAACGAGCUGAUCAACGCGCACCUGCACCAAACCUGGCAGAACCUCUUCUCCGAGGGCAUCGCGGUCGUCAAGCCUUUGCCUCAACACACGACGCACAUGAUUGCGCCGUCAUAUUCCGUCGCCCUGCGUCUGGCUUCCUGCCCGGCCAAUAACCCGCUCCCGUCGUCGUGCCCGCCCAACCGCCCCAAGUGCGUCCCGUGCUCGACCAGCGCGCACCUGAUCAAGAUCUCCACGCCUGCGCACUAUAAAAACAGCUCGGCGCUGUACACGAUCGGCACCGUCCCGCACCCAUAUACCAUCCAAUCCCUCUCUUCGAUGCGCGAGCAGAUCACGGUGCCUUGGAUCCGCCGCGACUCUGUCCGCGAUGCCUGGGUCGGCGAUCUCAUGACCGAUCUCUUCAAGGGCAAGGCCGUCCCCGCCGGUGCGAGGGUUCUGCGCUUCAAGGAAGCGUUGGCAGGUGAAUACGGCUCUGCGCGCUCUCUCUGGUUGACAGCCGAGCGUGACACCCCCGAAGGUAUUCUCGACUGGCACUUUGGUUUCGACCUCCCCGCUCUCCCCUCCUCCUCCUCCACUUCCACUUCCGGCUCCCCCAAGGAAAAAGAAGGAGGAGGAGAACACAAACACGACGACGCCACCGAGAAAAUCGAGAGCGAAAUCCACAAACCAAAGGAUACUUCCAUCCUGCCUCCCAUCCACGACGAAAAAGAAGGUCCCGUCCCCUCGGAGCAAGAUCUCAAGCUCGAACCUAAUCUGCUGUCGCUGGCCAAGACCAUCGUUUCCUCUGCCUCCGACGAAGCAGAAAACAAGAACAAGAAAAUCCACAAUAACUUGAACAAUAAGCAUAAAUAUGGUAUGGUACUGGUGGUUACGAUGUUGUCCAUGAACACCGCACUCCAAGUCAAAUCGUUCAAGGACCUGAAAUCUGGCGCCACGCACAGAUAGCUAGCGGGGUCCCCCAUGUACAGCUUUCCACCAGCAGAGAGGAGGACCUUCACUUCUCACUUCUCUAGGACUAGCACCUAGGUAUAUAAGCCCCAAACCUCAAACCUUCCAACACAAUCCAGUACCUUAGCUUACGUCGGUGCGUGGUACGCAGUAUGCUCUCGCCGGAAGAAUGCAUUGGUGUUUUCGUAAGUCUGCAGUAGCUGCCCCUGCCUAGCCUCGAGUUCAAGUUCU
This is a messenger RNA of Neurospora tetraspora, 2490 nucleotides long. RefSeq lists its product as uncharacterized. NCBI's taxonomy places the organism in Eukaryota, Fungi, Ascomycota, Sordariomycetes, Sordariales, Sordariaceae. The transcript is spliced from 3 exons. Bases 346 to 2256 code for a protein of 636 amino acids. The record is from RefSeq and is a predicted model, not a curated record.